Molecule: messenger RNA, 1935 nt
Organism: Lachnellula hyalina
Lineage: Eukaryota; Fungi; Ascomycota; Leotiomycetes; Helotiales; Lachnaceae
Exons: 2
Coding region: 1-1935 (644 amino acids)
Source: RefSeq, a predicted model, not a curated record
AUGCCAGACACCUCGCCCCCGCCAUCGUCCAGGCGGUUUACACCGACCCCAGUCGAAACAACGGUCAAGAAGAGUCGACGAUUCGCUCCAGAACCCGUGGAAACGACAAGUCGUAGGAGCAGGAAGGAAGAUGUGCUCAAAGUCGAGGAGGCUGCAGCAUCAGCAUCAGACAAGGGAAAGGAAGCUGCUCCUCCCCCAAAACGCCGUUUCAUCCCGGAACCUGUUGAGACUACAUUUAAGAGUAGUAAACACCACACUGCGAGAGCUCUACCUACCCCUGAGUCAACGCUCAACUCGAUCCCCAAAACCUCUCCUCCUUCAGAACCCCCAAAGCCCAGGAGAAAGUUUACUCCAGAUUUGAUUGAGACCUCACGGAGGUCCAAGAGGGCGGGCGACUCGAGGCCUGCCACGCUGCCAACUGAUAAGACCGAUCUUACACCUGGAGUCCCAAAUAUAUACACACGCCCCAAGCGGAAAACUCCACGCCCUCCCGCCGUCCCCGUCCCCUCGGUUCCGGACAAUACCCCAACUCCAAGCGCUGCCAACAUACACUCCACCCAAAUACCACCCCUUCCACCUCGCAGACAGCCUUCAAUGCGUCCACAUCCUAAUACAAGACGAAGCACGAGACAAGAUUCCUACCAACCAGAGUUGGAAACUAUAGAAUCGUCUGAGUCCCAAGACCUAGAAGAUGAAGAGGAGGAUAGCGAUGGCACACCGUCUCUUUCAGGAUCUAUGGGCUCAUCUGAAGAUUCCAUCCAGCGCCUACAACUUGCCCGCACCCGCGAAAGCUGCGAUGACCGUUUCUCAGGCUACCUCCUCGCGCUCGCCGCCAAAGCAGCAGAGAAGCAGCUUCGCGAACAAGCGCUCGCCGCCUUUCCAAACGAGACAUCCUACGAAAUAGUAGAGCACUUUUACAAUGAGGAAAUUGAGCAGCCUUCAGAUGAAGACGAAGUGGAGGGGGUCGGCCUCCUAGAUCACAACCAUAAGUCACUACGUAGACAGUCCACAGAUGUGGGCUGGGCGGCGAAGGAAAUGCAAGCCCACCAGGAAAAGCUCAAUCGGAUGCGAGAGGAGGAAACGAAUCAGAAAAUAGCAGACGAGGCCACGAAACCCACAUUCAAAGACCCCUUUUGGACAAACGGCAUGACCGCCCCUCCAGUCAAUAAAACAGUCAACAAAGCCAAAGAAGCAGAGUUAGAGCGUAUGCGCAGCGCUGCUUCUCCACCUAUGCUUGGCGCGGAUCUCAAAUUCAGAAUGUGCCCUUCUCCCAAGGCAACGAAAUUCGAGUCAGAUCAGCGUAUCGAUGUCCAGCAUAUUCAGCCCAGGAAAAGCCAAAACGGAGGUGGGCUUUGGGGAGGUUAUUGUGUAGCUGAUGAACCGGGUACCAUGAUCACUCCUGGUAAGCGCGGACCGGCGCUGAUUCAGACUCCGCGUGACGAACGCGAGGAUCCGUUUAGCUCUGCGUUUGCUUCGGCCUCUGGUGCAAAAUCCCCUCGGGAUGGCGCAGGGGGUGUGAGGAUGUUGACGGGCUUGGAUGAGAGACUCAAGGCAGAAGUAGCUCGGUCUAAAGCCGAGGAAUCCGUGCUUGCGGAAUUCAACGAUGCGUUUGUGACACAAGUAUAUAAUUACCUAUCGCUCGGCUACCCUGCACUAGCCCGUCAGUAUGACGAGGAACUGGCGAGGAUCUCUAGAAUUGAACCCGAGGAACUCAGGGGCGAUGAUCAUAAGAAGAACGCAAAGGGGCAUAUCGGCCUGGUCGAUGCACCUGGGACUGAGACUGGGGAGGGCGGUGCGGUGAAGUGUAAGAGGUGGAAGGCGCUGCGGAUUUAUAUCCUCGAGUGGGCGCGGCAGCAUCCUGACAUGGGCGUUGAUGGACUGGCGAGUCCUGGCGCGUGGGGUGUGCGGGCGAGGAGGGGGAGUUGGGCUAUCUAA